UUUUAAAGUAUAUUAAAAGGAAAAUUAGUUCAAUAUGGAAUCAAAUAAAAUUAUUCUCUUUUUCCCUCCCCUACUGCUCGAAGGCUCUACGAUUUUAAUUGUUUAUUGAAGCUAUUGAGAUGGCGGCAUCAGCAGUGAAAGCUGGCUCACUGGUUAGGUUACAAGAACUGAGCCCUUCUUCCCCAAACUUCAAGCAUGGCGCCUCAUUUAGGGUUACUGGGAAGCUGCAAGAUUACGAUUUGGAGACAGCAAUUGCUGUAAUAGUCGAUGAAGGUGCCAGCUUAAAGGUUGACACUAAGCACUUAAGCAUCAACAUUCGCUCGGGUUCCAUCUAUCAGUUUAUCGGGGAACUCCAUAUUGAACCUAAUAACGAGGCAAUUUUGAAGGCUCGGGUGGGUCGAAUUGUGGAUGGGUUGGACGUUAACCUCUACAAUCAAACGCUUCAGCUACUAAAGGAAUUUGUAGCUGAACAAAUAAAUUCUCAAUCGGCUUAAGAGCACAUGUCUGAUAUUAAGAGGUUUAUUAUUCUGCGGCUUGACCAUUAGCAUUAUGUGCGUGAACAAGUGAUUACUUGCUAGAAAAAUGCUUUUAUGAUAAGAAUUUUGACAUGAUAGCCAACAUGAAAUGGUGUAUAAGUUUUGAGAUUGUUGAUUUUAAAGUUGUAUGUGAAAUUGUGAAUUAUGUCAUCGUUGGUGUGAUUGUACUAUUUGAUAAGUUUCGAGUCUAACUCUACUCCUAAAAGUGAAAUAAAUUGUUUCCCCUUUCCUUUGUUGGAAUAUUAUAAACUAGGUGACAAGUUUGUGGGUGUUGUGUUGUCCACCUUUGUAAUCUAACACCACAAAUUACAUUUUAUAAUACCAUAACAAGACA
Messenger RNA from Striga asiatica, 870 nucleotides. The record is from the annotation of a GenBank genome assembly. NCBI's taxonomy places the organism in Eukaryota, Viridiplantae, Streptophyta, Magnoliopsida, Lamiales, Orobanchaceae.